AAUGUCUCAAGUAGAUAGCUUCUUAUAAUAAAACUAAACUGAUAUAUACCGCUGUAAGACAUCAUAUUUCGAAAUAAUUAGUAACAAUACUUGUUUGCUUGUAUUUUUAAUAAACCUAUCGUUAGUUACAAACUAUCAAUUUGUUAUCAAGUUUUACUGGUUUGACCGCGUUGGUUAUUAUUAGAGCAUCCUGAAACACCCCACAAAUGAAAAGUGGGUCUAUGUAUUUGCAUAAGAAAAAACCUCCCAAAACCAAAUUUCCUGCCAAAUAUUGUCCCAAAGUCAAAUAGAUUUUGACCACGAAACAUCUGAGUAUACUCAACCACACGCAAUCAUCCAAUAAUACCAACCCUCUCUGCUUAUAAUAUAACCCUUUUUCCAAUCAAUCAAACAAACACAACACAACCCAACCCAACCCAAAAAAAAAAAAAAAACCAAACUCAAUCACCUUUCAAAGACAGCACAACACUAUCUUACCUUAACUCAGCCACACACAAAAAAAAAUGGCGAUGUUCCACCGUUAUCAUCACUACUUCUCCAUCCUCCUCUCCACCAUCUUCCUCUCACAUCUCCACUCCGCCCAAGCCGCCGACUUCUGCGUGGCCGACCUCACCAGCCCGACCACAACCGGCUACACGUGCAAGAACCCGGCCACCGUGACCGCCGACGACUUCGUGCUGACCGCCCUGGCUCGCGGGGGCAACACCUCCAACAACGUCAACAAGUUCGCCGCGGUCCCGGGCUUCGUCCAGCAGCUCCCGGGCCUCAACGGGCUGGGCCUGGCGAUCCAGCGGGCCGACAUCGAGCCCGGUGGGGCCAUCCCGCUGCACACCCACCCGGCGGCCUCGGAGAUGAUCUACGUGGCGGAAGGGUCCAUCACCGCCGGGUUCAUCUCCGGGGAGCCGGCCAACGUGGUGUACGUCAAGAAGCUGAAUAAAGGGGAAGUGAUGGUUUUCCCUCGGGGGCUUUUGCACUUCCAGGCGAACACGGGGAAAGAGCACGCCAUGGGGAUAGCGAGUUACAGCAACUCGGAGCCCGGGGUGCAGUUGGUGAGCGCGGCGCUGUUUGGCAACGAUUUUCCGUCGUUUUUGGUGGAGAAGACGACGAAUAUUGAUGAAGCUGAGGUGAAGAAGCUCAAAGCUCUUCUUGGUGGUUCCGGCUAGGUUAUUAAGAGCAAGAGGUGUUAUAUAUCCAAUUAAUUAACUAAUAUAUGUGGAAUGAAUAUGUCCUUUGUUGAUGGUUUGUAGUUAGUUUGUAUUAUAGAGUGGAUGUUUGGGUGGAGGAAAAUGGUCACUUACGCAACUGUUUUCAAUUUAUUUGUGAAUGAGGUCACAAAAUUGUACGCCUUUUGUAAAUUUUCAGAGUUUGAUUGUGGGGUAGAUAUUGUUCAAUCAUGAUUAAACAUUUCGGUUUUUGUUCGUUUGCUUCUUGAAUUUGGGCGAUGGAUUUGGUACUCAAAUCCAAUUCAUCAUGGAUUUAAGAGAAAUUCAUUGUUUGCUUGCACUUUUUUAGAUAUCAAAUUUAUGGGAGCAGCCCACGGAUUUUACAGGUCCAAAUUUGUGGACCCCAUGAACUUGUGAAUCCCACCUGAUGAUGUGAGAUUUGGAACAUACUAUAAAUUUAUGAUGAUAUUUUACCAUAUAUCCUCAUGAACUUUUAAUAUUCCAAAGUUGUCAUCUCAUUUGCCUAUUGUAUAUUAUAAUUAAUCAAUUAAUUAACAACAAAUAGAUAAUAUAAAUAUUCAAUUAAUGCGCAAACAUGAGUUAGAUUUUAUAUGGGGUUUCUUGUGUUCUAGUUUCCUUUGACCUUUUCAAGGAACGUGAAAGUCUUUGUUCUCCCGGUUCUAAUAUAUGUUGUCAUAAUUUAAAGGUUACUUUUGAAAAGAAGGGCAAAGAAUUGAUAACUAAUAUAUUCCGUUAAAAGUU
This is a messenger RNA of Linum trigynum, 1925 nucleotides long. The record is from the annotation of a GenBank genome assembly. Lineage: Eukaryota; Viridiplantae; Streptophyta; Magnoliopsida; Malpighiales; Linaceae.